AACCAAACAUGAUUCCAGGAAAAAAAAAAAGCAACCUCAAGUCCUGUCACAACCGCUGCAUCAACAGACGCACCUGGAGGGCUCUCUGUUUCCAUAUCGAAACAUUUUCAAUAUGUUGCCUUGGAAAUGAAUUUACUGGCAAACUCCUGCCAUGGAAAACACUUAGCACUGAGACUAGCGGAGCCCGUUGUUCAUAUCUAUUCUGACAGAGUGACAGUAACGGAUCCUUUGUCAGUAUGAAGCUCUAUAGCCUCAGCAUUCUAAACAAAGGAGCGACCAGAGCCAACCUUCUUAAAGCAGCCUACGAUCUCAGUUCGUUCAGCUUCUUUCAGCGCUCAAGUGUUCAGGAGUUCAUGACCUUCACAAGUGCCUUGAUUGUCGAGCGAACAUCACAUGGAACCCGUGCCUCUGUCAAAGAACAAGAGUAUCUGUGUCACGUGUAUGUGAGAAAUGACAACCUGAGUGCUGUGGUGAUAGCAGAUAACGAAUACCCGCAGAGAGUCUGUUUCACCUUGCUGGACAAGGUUUUAGAGGAAUUCUCCAGACAAGUGGAUAGUAUAGACUGGCCUUCUGGUAACCCUGACACCAUCACCUACAAAGCACUGGAUAUUCACCUUGCUAAAUACCAGAACCCCAGGGAAGCAGAUGCUAUGACUAAAGUACAGGCUGAGCUGGAUGAGACAAAAAUAAUUUUGCACAACACUAUGGAAAGUCUGCUUGAGAGGGGAGAGAAACUGGAUGAUCUGGUGGCAAAGUCAGAGCACCUUGGAACCCAGUCUAAAGCCUUCUAUAAGACUGCACGGAAACAGAACUCGUGCUGUGAAAUCAUGUGAUGUCACUGCCUAGUCCUCUCAGGACACGCCUCUCUGCCUUUCUGCUUUUCCUACAACUCCCAUCAUGCACCAGCCGCCAGCUCUCAGCACACAGGACAGGAGGAGUGCUGUCCAACCCAGAAAAGGGCGCCAGGACAAAGGAAGGAGGGACAGAUGGUUGUGGGCCGGUUGGGAUCUACAGUAAAAUCCUGGGCUUUUGACUGAUGGGGGCUGAAGGACUGAUGGGUUUGGUCAGGGAAAAUAUAAUAUUUUAAACUAUGAAAGGGUGAACAUCUUUGCGGUGUUUCAGUGCCAGCUGAAAGACAUAAUAUGAUCUCGUGAAUUGGUGGUGUGUUGUUGAAAUGUCUUCAAAACAUUUUCUGUUUCCAGAUGAGUCCUCAGUUAAGUUUGAUCUCAGCUCCAUAGAAAUUUUGAAAGAGAAUUAUCCAAUUUUUUUUUAUGUGCUUUUGCGUCAAGUCAACCCAGACAAUCUGCCGUUCUUGUCUUUUGAACUAAUAUGCCGCUGCUGAGGUUGAUUCCUUCCAGACAAGACCUCCGCAGCUUCUCCUGUAGGCAUGAUUUAUUAAGCCACUUGGUGGCGCUGUUCAUCCACUCUUGCAUCGGGGACGCGCGGUUGCCUUUUCAACUUGCCCCGGUUUUGGAGGUCAUGCUGGGAACAGUACCGAGAGCUUGGCCAGCCAGCCAGCCAGCCAGCCAAUGUGACUGGGCCUGUGGUAACAAAACAGCAUUUGAUUCUACAGCCACUUAAAGGAAUAUCUUUGCAUUUUUAAGACUGGGUUAAGUUAAAUAACUGUCUUGCUUUACUUUCCGAUACUGUUGAGUGAACACAUAAACACAUUCCCAUGUUGAAUGAUUGUGUUGUUGACUGUUGUUGUGACGGUGGCUGGUGAGGUUUGACAGCAUUGGUUUCAUUUGCCCGUAAUUAAAAUGGGCUGAACCUUAGGGUGCAAGAGAGGUAAAGCAUUGCUAAAGUUUGUAAUUCCUCGUUGUGCUGAAUAUGAUGUAGUCGAAUGGAAGGGCAGGUGUAAUGCCCUUUUCUGUUGUUUUGGGGAGGGGGGGGGGUUUAUACAGUGGCUCCGGUGUUAAUGUUAUACUGGUUGUUGGAUUUCCUUAACCGUAAUGGUACAUUAGAUGUCCCAUAUCAGAUCUCUGAUAUUGGGGUCAAUUAUCAGAUACAUUUGACUGUAUUCAUUUUAAUUUAAAAGGCAGAUCUGGACAAGCACUCCUGUGUUGGCCGUCACCGCAGGUCAGCAUUUAUCUCUUUGGGUAUUUGUGCGAGAUGAGUCUCCUGUGGUCUGUGUGUAAUGGAGGUGUGCCGAGUGACAAGACAUCAGGUGGCUGGUUAAUGUGUGAGUCACUCCAUCGUUUUCACACACAUCCAUCUGAAGAACUCGGUUUGCUGUGUGGAUGUGAGUGGAUUAUCAUGCCUUCAUGUUGACGCUGUUCCCUGUCAAGCUUGCAGUCAACAAUCAUUGACCAAUCUUAAGAUGUGAAGAUGCCUUCGGUCCUGUAUUUUAGAUGUCUUUCUGCUUCAUCUCUGCUCUAACUGCUUCACACGUGUCGACCGCGUUGAUGUUUGUGGGACUGGUUUUUUGUGUGUGUGGACAGUUGUGGACUGCAUCCACACCUAUCGCUUUUACAGUAACACUAAACUUCUGUUCAAUAGCAAAGCAGCCUGUCAAUGUCCCCUCUAUUAAACAACAUUUCCUAUGAAGGACAGGAAAUCGAUGACCCUUGUACUUGCUAAUGAUCAGCUUUCGUAUGUGAAGCUCGUCUACGGGUGAGUUUAAACAGUUUGUCUAAAGCUAAACAUUUUUUUCUAGUUUUUAAAUGUGCUGAAUUGUAACACCUGUUGAGUAUACAGAAGUUCUGCCGUAAGCUGAAGUGUUGCUGUCCGGUGUGUUAACAUUAGACAGGUUGUAUUCCAAUUUGUUGUCCAAAUAAUUGUGUGCAAAUCUUAAACAAACACUUGCGGUUAUGAACAGCACUUUUCCGUUUGUAUGAACAUUUGUUAUGGAGCUUUCUGUCGCCUGAACACUUUACUGUUUACAGAAUAUGUAAUCUUGCCUAAAUAAACAUGAAAAUGGUG
Molecule: messenger RNA, 2922 nt
Organism: Lampris incognitus (smalleye Pacific opah)
Lineage: Eukaryota; Metazoa; Chordata; Actinopteri; Lampriformes; Lampridae
Gene: ykt6
Product: YKT6 v-SNARE homolog (S. cerevisiae)
Exons: 8
Coding region: 237-833 (198 amino acids)
Biological process (GO): endoplasmic reticulum to Golgi vesicle-mediated transport
Cellular component (GO): Golgi apparatus
Molecular function (GO): SNAP receptor activity
Source: RefSeq, a predicted model, not a curated record